Messenger RNA from Hemibagrus wyckioides, 1732 nucleotides. It is a transcript of the gene cpvl, whose product is annotated as carboxypeptidase vitellogenic like. The record is from RefSeq and is a predicted model, not a curated record. NCBI's taxonomy places the organism in Eukaryota, Metazoa, Chordata, Actinopteri, Siluriformes, Bagridae. Gene Ontology annotation, biological process: proteolysis. Bases 117 to 1550 code for a protein of 477 amino acids. Gene Ontology annotation, molecular function: serine-type carboxypeptidase activity. The transcript is spliced from 13 exons.
CGAGCUACUACUAGAUCACGUGACAAGCAACGUGACUCUCCAGUUUUCAAUGGUAGCUGCAGCAGUCCGAGUAGCAUCCGAGUAUCCCUGAGUGUUAUCUAUUAUUAGGCUUCAGGAUGAUGAAGAGAUGGCUGCUUGCUGUGCUCCUUGCUGUGUUUUCCGGCAUGGUGUGGUCCAGGGCUUGCUCUUCAUUCUUCUGCCGAAAAUCUCUCCGUGUGAGUGAAGGACGAUCUGAUGGACCAGACCCCGGAAAACCACUCUUUCUCACGCCAUACAUCGAACAAGGCAAGAUGGAGGAAGCCAGAAAGCUGAGCUUGGUUGGCCCUCUACCUGGUGCUAAUGUAAAGAGUUACUCUGGCUAUCUCACGGUCAACAAAAGCUACAAAAGUAACCUCUUCUUCUGGUUCUUUCCUGCACAGAUAAAACCAGAGAGUGCUCCUGUGCUGCUGUGGCUGCAGGGAGGUCCUGGAGGCACAUCCAUGUUUGGCCUUUUUGUGGAACAUGGGCCUUACUUUGUCUAUAAGAAUCUCACAUUGGGAUACAGAGACUUCCCCUGGACUUCCAGAUACUCUGUUCUGUACAUUGACAAUCCGGUGGGCACUGGAUGGAGUUUCACUUCCGAUGAUAAAGGCUUUGCCAGAAACCAGGAUGAUGUUGGCAGAGAUCUUUACAAUGCACUGAUUCAGUUCUUCCAGCUUUUUAGUGAGUUUCAGCCCAAUGAGUUCUAUGCCACAGGAGAGUCCUAUGCAGGAAAGUAUGUUCCAGCGAUUGGCUACUACAUCCACAAGAAUAAUCCUUCUGCUAAGUUGAAGAUUAAUUUCAAGGGGGUGGCUAUUGGAGAUGGCCUGUGUGAUCCUGAGAUGAUGUUGGGAGGCUAUGCAGAUUUCCUGUAUCAAACCAGCAUGGUGGACGAGCUGCAAAGAGAGUAUGUGAAGCAGCAGACAGAUGCUGGUGUCAAAUUCAUCCAGCAGGAGAAAUGGAUAGAAGCCUUCGAGGUUUUUGACACCUUAUUGAAUGGAGACCUUGUUCCUUAUCCAUCAUUCUUUCAGAAUGCUACAGGAUGCACAAACUACUUUAACUACAUGCAGUGUCGGGAGCCUGAAGAUCAGGAGUACUUCAGCAGCUUUGUGACACUGCCUACAGUAAGAAGCUCUAUCCAUGUAGGAAACCUGACAUUUAAUGAUGGCUCUGAGGUGGAGAAACAUCUUCUCCAGGAUGUAAUGAAGUCCAUCAAACCCUGGCUAGGUGUACUCAUGGACAACUACAGGGUGCUGAUGUACAGUGGACAGCUGGAUGUGAUCGUUGCAGCUCCGCUGACUGAACGCUUCCUGCCCACAGUGAACUGGACCGGGGCAGAUGCCUAUGUAAAAGCUGAGCGUUUCUACUGGAAGGUGCAGCCCAGUGACACAGAGAUAGCUGGGUAUAUCCGACAAGUGGAAGAGUUCUACCAGGUGAUUGUGAGAGGCGGGGGACACAUUUUGCCUUAUGACCAACCAGCAAGAUCCUUUGACAUGAUAGACAGAUUCCUGUCCACAAAAGGGUUUAUCUGAUGCCAUCCUUGUAAGGUUUAGGAUGUUUUAAUCACCUUGUCUGGAUUUCUUUUUUCAGUCAUGACUGGUUCUUUAUUAAUCACCACUAACGAAUCAGAACAGUGUUUGUAUACUUGACCAUAUAAAGAUGCUGUAAAUUAUUAUUUCCAGGGAAUGUACAGAUUUUGUGUUUUUUUUUUUUU